AUGGAUACAAGAGAAAUCCCGAAAAAUACGGAUAUAGCUACUCUGUGUCGAGCUUGUUUGGGUUCAGAUAAUGUAAAGGCAGAAUUAAAGUCCUCUUUGUAUGAUAUAUACAACCAAUUAACUGAAUUAAAGGUUGAAGAAGAAGAUAAAUUCCCUCAGUUUGUGUGUACGCAAUGUUUAAACAAACUCCAGGACAUCUCUAGCUUUAUACAGACUUGUAAAAAUAGUUUACAAUAUUUAGAAAAAUGGUUAACAACCAAAGGAAAAGAAAGUGAUGAUGAUUACUUUCCUGAUGAUGGUAAAUAUGAUGAUAGUGAAGAUGAUGACAAUGAAGAUGAUGAAUUUAAACCAACAAAAUCGAGGAAAUCUGUAAAAAAUGGAAAUUCAAGUAAAUCAAGGGUAGAGAAUUGUCGUUGUGAAACAUGUGGGAAAAAAUUUUCAAGAUAUGGGGCAUUGGGGAGGCAUAUGAAAAUACAUCUAGGGAUCAAGCCAUAUGAGUGUAAAGGAUGUGAUAAGAAGUUUACCCAGAAAUCAACCCUUGAUAGGCAUAUGUUAACACACACAGGCGAAAAACCCUUCCAGUGCAAUUUGUGUGGUAAAUUAUUUGUCAGAAAAAAUCAAAUAAUUCAACACAUCAAAAAAGUUCAUCCGAAAGUAACUACAAAAGAGCAUUCUUCCAUAAUAACUGAGCGGGAUAAAAUGAUAUAUUUUGACGAUAAUCAAACGGCAUCUGAAUCUGCAGCAGUAGUACCGGCAGUACCAGGGACAAAGAUGAAAAUGAAGCUAUAAGUGUCGAAGAUGAGCCGAAGAAGGAAGUGGCAGUGUCUACGGAGCCACAGGAAGAGGUGAAAGCAGAUGUUCCUAAAGUAAAGAAGAAAAGAAUGGAGCUCUGUUUAUGCAAUUUGUGCGGUAAAGAGUUUAAGCGAAGAGAAUAUUUAAGAAAUCAUAUGGCAAUCCAUGAUAAUAUAAAACCGUACACAUGUCAAAUUUGUGGGUCAGGAUUUACACAAAGACAAGCAUUAAGCAGACACAAACUAGUUCAUACAAAGGAAAGACCAUACCAAUGUAAUCUUUGCGGCAAAACAUUUACGCGAAAAGAAAAACUAACGGAUCACAUUCGAUGUCAUGAAGAAGGUGUAGAUCCGCAUCUAUGUUUCCAUUGCGGUCGAAGAUUCAAAGACAGAGAAUAUCUAAGAAAACAUUUACGUUACUACCUGAUGGGGGACAAAGGACGUUGGAAGAAAGAGGCCAAAAAAUGUCUUUGUCCAGAAUGCGGUAAAGAGGUUCAUUCAGAAGCAUACUUGAAGGUUCAUCUUUUGAGCCAUACUGGAGAGAAACCGUUUAGCUGCAAUCUAUGUGAUAAAAAGUUUACUGUUAAUGCCACGUUGCAGCAUCAUCUGAACAUACACAAGGGUGUGAAGCCAUUCGAAUGCACACAAUGUACUAAAGCUUUCAGAACGAACCAUUCGCUAAAGAUACACGAGAUGAUGCAUGCCGGAGAGCGGCCAUAUAAAUGCAGCACUUGUGACAAAGGAUUUGUGAGAAGAAGCCAUUUGAAGAGGCAUAUAAGACUCCAUUGA
Molecule: messenger RNA, 1580 nt
Organism: Diabrotica balteata
Lineage: Eukaryota; Metazoa; Arthropoda; Insecta; Coleoptera; Chrysomelidae
Source: the annotation of a GenBank genome assembly